Triticum dicoccoides is the source of this 1646-nucleotide messenger RNA. Its product is annotated as patellin-6-like. The record is from RefSeq and is a predicted model, not a curated record. Gene Ontology annotation, molecular function: lipid binding. Bases 147 to 1418 code for a protein of 423 amino acids. NCBI's taxonomy places the organism in Eukaryota, Viridiplantae, Streptophyta, Magnoliopsida, Poales, Poaceae. The transcript has 4 exons.
GCUCAGAGCACAGCAGCGGACACCGGCCAGGCCACACCACGCUCACGCCACCAUCAUAACGCCACUCCCACGCUCCACUCCGACUCCCAUCGCGUUCCAUUUCAAAAACGCCACCUUUCGCCCCCUGCAUUUCCGCCGAAGUCUACAUGUCUCCGACCACCGCCGCGUCCCCCGCGCCGGCGCCGGCAACCGACGCGCCCCCGAAGCCUUCGCCAGGCGCGAAGCGCAGCCUGAUGGGGUCCCUCAUCGACGCCACCGCGCUGCUCCGGGCGGCCUCCUUCAAGGAGGACUCGUACGUGGCCGCAGCGCUCCCGGCCUCGGACCUCCGCGCGCUCGCCGACCUCAGGGCGCUCCUCGCCACCCACCCGGACCAAAUCUCCAUCUGGGGCGUGCCGCUCAACCCGCCCAGCGACGCCCCCGCCGACGAGCGCACCGACGUCGUGCUCCUCAAGUUCCUCCGCGCCAGGGACUUCCGCGUCCGCGACGCGCACGCCAUGCUGCUCCGCUGCGCCGCCUGGCGGGCCGAGUUCCGCGCCGACGCCGUGCUGGACGAGGACCUCGGGUUCAAGGACCUGGAGGGCAUCGUCGCCUACAUGCACGGCUGGGACCGCGAGGGCCACCCCGUCUGCUACAACGCCUACGGCGUGUUCAAGGACCGGGACAUGUACGACAGGGUGUUCGGCGACGGCGACCGCCUCAGCCGGUUCCUCCGGUGGCGCGUCCAGAUCAUGGAGCGCGGCGUGCGCGCGCUCCAGCUCCGCCCCGGCGGCGUCAACGCCAUCAUACAGGUCACCGACCUCAAGGACAUGCCGAAGCGAGAGCUCCGCGCCGCGUCCAACCAGAUACUCUCCCUCUUCCAGGACAACUACCCCGAGAUGGUCGCCCGCAAGGUGUUCGUGAACGUGCCGUGGUACUUCUCCGUGCUGUUCUCGAUGAUCUCGCCAUUCCUCACGGAGCGCACCAAGAGCAAGUUCGUCAUCGCGCGCGAGGGCAACGUCGCGGAGACGCUCUUCAAGUUCAUCCGGCCGGAGCUGGUGCCGGUGCAGUACGGCGGGCUGAGCCGCGCCAGCGAGCUAGAGAACGGGCCGCCCAAGCCGGCGUCCGAGUUCACCAUCAAGGGCGGGGAGAAGGUCUUCCUAGAGAUCGACGGCAUCGAGGCCGGUGCAACAAUAACGUUGGACCUGGUCGUCGGCGGCUGGGAGCUGGAGUACGGGGCGGAGUACGUGCCGGCGGCGGAGGGAGGCUACACGCUGUGCGUGGAGAGGACCAGGAAGGUCCCGGCCGCCGCCGCCGAGCCCGUGCACAACGCCUUCACGGCCAAGGAGCCCGGCAAGAUGGUGCUCUCCAUCGACAACUCCGGCUCACGGAAGCGGAAGGUCGCCGCCUACCGCUACUUCGUGCGCAAGCCGUCGGCGUAGGCUACCCUGCUGCUCGACUGCUGUGGCCGGCGGCUUGCCGGCCGGCUUGUGCUUUGCUUUGCUGGGCGUCAGCUCGUCUCGGAGAGUAGAUUAAUUUAGGUCUAUUUAAUCAGUGCUAUAUAAUGUGAUAUGCAUGUAUUAUGGCAUAUGUAGAAUAUAAUGUAUGAGCCGUGAGAUCCUACUUGUCAUCAUCGUUAUAAAAGCUAAUGAGUUAAGUUUUUUUGGGAA